Rana temporaria (common frog) is the source of this 2483-nucleotide messenger RNA. RefSeq names its product melanin concentrating hormone receptor 2 (gene MCHR2). The record is from RefSeq and is a predicted model, not a curated record. Gene Ontology annotation, cellular component: neuron projection; membrane. The transcript has 6 exons. Lineage: Eukaryota; Metazoa; Chordata; Amphibia; Anura; Ranidae. The coding region runs from base 496 to 1527 and encodes 343 amino acids. Gene Ontology annotation, biological process: neuropeptide signaling pathway. Gene Ontology annotation, molecular function: G protein-coupled receptor activity; neuropeptide binding.
AGCAGUAUGACAGUAUGCAAUACAUGUUAUUGCUAUCACAAUAAAUUCAUAUUUAUUUGAAGGUAGAGACAGCAGUAAGGUAAGAAACCUGAAGCAGCAUUCUUUACUUGCAUAUUCCCUUAGCCUCAUUGCAUUCCCAAGUCAUUUUUAAUUCCAUCCUCCCUGUAGCAAAAAGAAACGCCUUGCUUUGCUGAAUAUCAAGGAGGCUCACUGGCUGCAGAUUCACUUGUCUGUUCACUGCACAGGAUCUCUCUUUGCUGUCACUGUGUUGACAUCCUGAAAUUUAUAGCAGUUCUAGUUUCCCUUCAUUCACCGAUGACACAAUCUUUUAAACCAGUGCUGGCUAAGCUUCUUCAACUUUCUAUGGAUUUUAUGCAGUGCAUGUAAAUCAUAAUAUCCUUUCUGAGAGAUGUAAGGAAAAGGCACUUACAGAAUUUGUUUCCUAAACUCUUCAUCUUACUGUAUAAAAGAUUAACAAAAAAGAAGAGAAUAACAAUGAAUGAAAUUCAAAUAACUUCCUGGAAUAAUACCAAUGACCUACUCAAUAAAUCAUGGAGUAUGAGGAACGAAAACCAUCUCAUUAAUACAGCAGAAACAGUUAUUCUUCCAUCUUUUAUUGGAAUUAUCUGUUCCACUGGAUUAGUUGGAAAUAUCUUAGUGUUGGUUACUAUUAUAAGAUCUAGAAGAAAAACAAUACCUGAUAUUUAUAUAUGUAAUCUGGCAGUGGCAGAUCUUGUCCACAUUAUUGGAAUGCCAUUUCUAAUCCAUCAGUGGGCUCGAGGUGGAGAGUGGGUGUUCGGGAGCCCACUUUGUACUAUAAUUACAUCCUUGGAUACAUGCAAUCAGUUUGCAUGCACAGCCAUUAUGACAGCCAUGAGCCUGGACAGGUACAUGGCUCUUGUACAGCCAUUUCGCCUAACUAGCUUGAGGACAAUAUCAAAGACUAUACGUGUAAAUAUCCUUCUAUGGGCAGCAUCUUUCGUUGUUGUGUUUCCUGUCUGGGUCUAUUCAAAGGUCAUCCAGUUCAAAGAUGGAUUAGAAAGUUGUGCAUUUGAUCUAACAACACCUAAUGAUGUUCUCUGGUAUACGUUGUAUUUAACAAUCACAACAUUCUUCUUUCCUUUACCAUUAAUAGUGGCUUGCUACAUUUUAAUUCUGUGUUACACAUGGGAGAUGUACCAUCAAAAUAAAACUGCUGGAUGUUACAGCAACAGCUUACCAAGGCAAAGAGUGCUACGACUGACCAAGAUGGUUCUCGUGUUGGUGGGAGUAUUCAUUGUCAGUUCAGCCCCCUACCACGUCAUACAGAUUGUAAACCUUCAGAUUUCUAAACCAACAUUAAUUUUUUAUGUGAGCUAUUACUGCUCUAUCUGCCUCAGCUAUGCCAGCAGUGGUAUUAAUCCUUUUCUGUAUCUACUUCUUAGUGGAAACUUUCGUAAAAGACUGUCCGAAUGCACAAAAACUAGAAUGAAAAUGUCAGAGCGUGAGCUGAACAAUUUUGACAAUACUUUGAAAUCUAGCUUUUAGUUCUUUCUGCUGUUUGAACUAUUUUUAAAAAAUGUAUUACUCUACAUAUUACAGUAUAAAUUAAAGUAAAACUGUACUUCCUCAGUCAAAAAAUCAGGUAUUGUAUACAGGAAAUCAUGUAUAAUCAAUAUGGGAAAAUAAACCAACCUAAAGUGUAUCUAUCAUACACCAUCAUUUCUUGCAGUACCAUUUUGUAUGAUGUCACAUAUGUCACAUCACCAAACAUUUCAGAAUUACUAGUAAAGUACUAUAACAGGAGACUGUAGCUAGACUCCAUGACACUUAUAUUGUAAGUAAUGACUUUUUGUCAUUUCAGUGACUUGAUAAAAACCUUACUAGCAUGUCAAAACCGCUGUUGAUAUAAUCACUUUAAAAUCUAAGCCUAGUCAUUCUUGAUCUAACUUUUGAAAUUCCUGUACCAUCACUUGUAAAUCAUCAUACAGAGAGCUUUGCCAGAAUUUCUGUAAAUUUGCCUUGACAUCACAUACACUUCCUCUUCAUUUCAAAACAACAAAAUAGCUCAUUUCUAUAUGGAUUCAGAGACUUUUUUUGAGUCUGGCAGCGAAAGGCUUGUAGUUUAAAACAGACAAUGAUGAUCUGCAAAAAUGUCUACAACUUUAGUAUCAUACAACUGAAUUCUAUUAGUUUCUGUAGGUUACUGCAAUAAUGUUACUUUUUAACACCCUCAUUAAAGAAGCUUGUUGCUGCAGACAGAGGAGGUGUGUGUAUGUUGGGAACAGAGCAUUGUGGGAACUGUUCCCAACAUAUAUAUCUGUGUUAUGAUAAUAUUCCACCCUAAAAGUUAUACCAUUGAAGUUAAAACAGAAUUUAACUAUUCACUUCUUUAUCAUCAUUGGGGAGUAGCUUAAAUACACUGACAGAUUGGAGGACUGGCUUCCACUAUCCAGAUAUGUUGCCUUCUCUCUCUCCCUCCUCCACAAUCCAGGGAUGUUGCU